Messenger RNA from Sclerotinia borealis F-4128, 1077 nucleotides. NCBI's taxonomy places the organism in Eukaryota, Fungi, Ascomycota, Leotiomycetes, Helotiales, Sclerotiniaceae. The record is from the annotation of a GenBank genome assembly.
AUGUCUAAUAAUCUUCUUUCUUUGGCUGGUUGGACUUUCCUACCUAAUUUGGUUACGGGUUGGGUUCAAACAAUAUGGUAUGGACUGACGAUACGUGUCGGCGAUCCAAAACCUCAACCAGGCUCUCCAAAAUGGAUCCUACAUCGCCGGCGCAUCAACAUACUGGUCAUAUCCGCAUACCUCAUAUACACAAUAUACGAAGCCGACUGGACCGUUCGUGGAGCUAGCGACUUCUACCAAGAUCUGGGGGUUUCUCAUUCGGCGACUGAACGAGAAAUUAAAUCGAAAUUUCGGCGACUAGCAGCCAUUCAUCAUCCGGACAAAGUAACAUCGUCUUCCCCUUCCUCCGAAGGUUACUUUGUCCAUCUCAAAUUAGCCCAAGACACACUUCUCAACCCUGCGAAACGAUUCGCAUACGAAAGAUUUGGACCUGAUAUGGUAGGGUGGCAACAUUGUUCAACCAUCAGAGAUUACCUUGUCCAUGGCUUGCAGACGAUCGGACCUUAUUAUGGUGCCGCUGGGGUGUUUAUGUACGUUUUAGGUCUUCUCGGGUAUUUGGAUUGGGGCAAAUACUGGCGCUGGAUUACCGUCAUCAUGCUCUGCACAUUUGAAUUGCACACGAUUUCGCGCCCAUAUUUCCCAGUUGUUGUAACUAAAAUCAUAAAUCCGAUACUCGCAACAUUUACAUCACAUCCGCCAUACCUCCCAUUUCAACUGAUACAGCUCGCUCGAAAAAUGAGUCUAACGUUAUAUAUUGCAUUUUCCCAACUUGGUCCAUUGCUGCAACCACCUACGGCUGUCCCACAGAAUGGAAACCCAGAAACCGUUUUAAAACAGCAACUUGAUCGAUUAGAACACGUUGCAAAAGCUGCGGAAGUUGAUGCCUCGAGACUUCAAGGAUUAGAAAUGGUCCCAUUCGUCAAUGAUCCACAGGCGAUGAAAGAUGUAAAGGGAAAAGUUAAAGAAUGGCUUAUACAAAACACCAUAAGGUCCGAUCCGGAAGUUAGAGAUGCAAUGGGGACUGUAUUGAGAAGUAGAAGAACGGAUGCCCCAGCUGGUGCAAGGGGUAAUCGAUAG